AUGUCGACCAAAGGAAAUACUCUGCGCGAUCGCCAGAUUGCCUCGUUGAAAAGAAUUCUCAAUCUCAACGAGACGGUCGAAUCUGGUGAAGGUGAAGAGGUCCUCGCAAAUGGCCUCCUGGCCCCCGUGGCACCCAUCCUCGAUGCCGAUGGCAAUCCGAUCUGGAAAGUUCUCGUGUUUGAUGACUUGGGAAGAGACGUUAUCAGCAGCGUCAUGCGUGUGAGCGAUCUGCGAUCCAUGGGCGUGACUAUGCACAUGCACAUUGGAACCGUCCGCCACCAAAUUCCCGACGUGCCAGUCAUUUAUCUUCUUGAGCCUUCGGCCCAAAAUAUGCAGGCAAUUACUACCGAUCUACAAAAAAACCUUUACUCUCCCGCCUACAUCAACUUGCUUUCGUCAAUGCCUCGCGUCAUCCUUGAGGAUUUUGCUACGCAGACCGCCACAGCCGGAACAUCAGAGAACAUCGCGCAGCUGUUCGACCAGUAUCUCAACUUUAUUGUUGCCGAGCCAGAUCUGUUCAGCUUGGGUAUGCAAAAGGAACACACUUACUGGGCUCUAAAUAGCGCCAAGACGAGCGACGAACAACUAGAGGCCGUUGUCGACAAAAUAGUCAGUGGUCUAUUCAGCGUCAUUGUCACCAUGGGUGUCAUCCCCAUCAUCCGCUGUCCCAAGGGCGCCGCCGCUGAAAUGGUGGCGCAGAGACUCGACCGAAAGCUCCGCGAUCAUAUACUCAACUCGAAGGAUAAUCUGUUUUCCAACGCGAGAUCAGCAGCAGCUAGCACGCCACAGUCGAGGCCCGUUCUCAUCCUGCUCGAUCGCAAUGUUGACUUGAUCCCAAUGUUCUCACACUCUUGGACUUAUCAGUCUCUUGUCCAUGACGUUUUGAACAUGAAGCUCAAUCGCAUCACCAUCGAAACACCGGUCGAUGAAAAUAACCCCAGCAGGGGUGUUUCGAAGAAGGCGUAUGACCUUAACGCUAGCGACUUCUUCUGGGCUAAGAAUGCGCCCGUACCGUUUCCCCAAGUUGCUGAGGAUAUUGAUGCGGAACUCACGAAGUAUAAAGAAGAGACGGCAGCCAUUACGAAGAAAACUGGUGUCUCUAGCCUGGAAGACUUGCAGAAUGAUACCAGCGCCAGCGCUCAACAUCUCAAGGCAGCGAUAACGCUGCUGCCUGAAAUGAGGGAACGAAAGGGCGUGUUGGACAUGCACAUGAACAUCCUGGCGGCACUCUUAUCUGGAAUCAAAGACCGUCAGCUGGAUAACUUCUUCCAGCUCGAGGAGAACGUCAUGAAACAAACCAAGGCUCAGGUCAUGGAAAUCAUCAAAGAUCAAAACAAGGGUAACGAUUCCACGGAUAAACUGCGGCUGUUUGUGAUCUGGUUUCUCAGCACAGAACAGGAAGUAGCUCGAGCCGACUUUGAGUCGUUCGAGAGAGCUCUUGCCGAAGCUGGGGCCGAUGUUUCGUCCCUGUCCUACGUUCGACAGGUUCGCGCGACGACGAAAAUGACACAGCUUACGACGAUCAACAAUACCUCCAACCAAAAUGCGUCCUCCGAUCUGUUUGGUAGGUUCUCGUCGAUUUCUUCGCGCCUGACCGACCGCUUAAAGGAGACUGGCGUGCCGACUGGUCUAUCAUCCAACUUUGAGUCUCUCAUCAGCGGCGUCAAGAAUUUUCUUCCCGCCGACCGAGAUCUCACAAUUACCAAGAUUGUAGAGUCCAUCAUGGAACCGGCUACGGCUUCCUCCUCGGCCAUUGCCAAGACGGAGCACUACCUGUACUUUGAUCCACGGUCCGCCAACGCGCGUGGCACCAUGCCGCCUCCCAGCACCAUGCGUUCUGGCGGAAAUGCACCUGGCGGCAUGCCCGGCCAAGCCGGUCCUGGUCAGGCUGCAAGCUUUGGUCAAAGAAGACAAGGUUUCAGCGAGGCUGUGGUGUUUACGGUUGGCGGUGGCAGCAUGGAAGAGUAUGGUAACCUACAGGAAUGGGUCACCAGAGCUGGUGGUGAAAAGACGAAAAAGAGGGUGGUAUAUGGCAGUACUGAGCUGCUUAACGCUAGGGAAUUUAUUUCGGAGGAGCUAGAGCGUCUCGGGAAAGAGCUUUCGUCAUGA
This is a messenger RNA of Cordyceps militaris CM01, 2109 nucleotides long. Its product is annotated as SNARE docking complex subunit. Bases 1 to 2109 code for a protein of 702 amino acids. Gene Ontology annotation, molecular function: syntaxin binding. Gene Ontology annotation, biological process: intracellular protein transport; endoplasmic reticulum to Golgi vesicle-mediated transport. Gene Ontology annotation, cellular component: Golgi membrane; cytosol. The transcript has 5 exons. NCBI's taxonomy places the organism in Eukaryota, Fungi, Ascomycota, Sordariomycetes, Hypocreales, Cordycipitaceae. The record is from RefSeq and is a predicted model, not a curated record.